AUGUCUUCCACGCGUCUCCUCACGGCUCAGAAAUACAUCUCUCACUUCACGAACCUUGAUAAAGACCUCCUCGCCUCCCUCCUUAGCGAAGCCUACACGCACGAGUUCGCGCCGACGAGCUUGAACCCACCGGGCCCAUUCACGAAGACCGGCUUUUUGGCACAUGGCGCCUCUCUCUCCGAGAUAAUGACUGGAUUUCCUGUCACCGCCAAGGAGUACUUUGAGUGCGAAGGGAGUAAUAGAGUCGUCGUGUGGGCGACUAGUGAACCGCACUUUAGGGAGGAAGUUAUGGAUGGGGAUGAGGAGGAGUGGAGAUACAGGGGGGAAUAUGUCUUUAUGUUCUGGAUGGAUGAGUCUGGGGACAGGAUUGAGAGAACGGUCGAGUUUUUGGAUAGUGCUGCUACCAAGGACAGGUUGUUCGGGUUGAUGGCGAGGGCGAGGGCGAAUCUGGAGAAGGUCAAGAGUACUUGA
Aspergillus calidoustus is the source of this 471-nucleotide messenger RNA. NCBI's taxonomy places the organism in Eukaryota, Fungi, Ascomycota, Eurotiomycetes, Eurotiales, Aspergillaceae. The record is from the annotation of a GenBank genome assembly.